GCUCCCCAAUUAACAGAUGAUGAAAAACAAGUGUAUUCUCUGAGGCGGUUGCGAAAGCUAUAUGGAAAUUAUGGCUCUGCCAGUGAUGUCAAUGUUGGGUUACUAUGGCCCAGUAAGCAGGAGAUGGAACUACAGAAGGAAAAGGAAAGAGUGACAUAUCCUGAUGAUAUUUAUCGAAUGAUUGAGAUUGACAAGCUACAACGGAAGGAGGAGGAGGUUAAAAUACAGAAAAGACAGCAGGAGCUUGCUCUAAAAGUAACUAAACUAGAGGAUUGGAAAAGAGAAGUAAGAGAGCGUUAUCAAAAUAAAUUGAGGCUAGCUCAGGAGGCAAAAGCAAAAAAGGAAAAGGUAAUAGAAGAAAUACGGCAGAUGUUUGGCUACCGAAUUGAUCCUAAAGAUGACAAAUUCAAGGAAGCUCUUGAAAAGAAGGAACAAGAAGAAAAGAAGGCAGCUAAAGCUGCCAAAAAAUUAAAGAAACAGCAAAAACUGAUUGCUGAGAUCCAUAAGAUGGCUGGUGAAGGGAAUGCAAGGAUAGAGGGGGACAAUGCCAAUAGUAAGGAAGGAGGUGUUGAAACGGCUCCUAGUACGCAGACUCUUUCGGAAACCAAAUCAUAAGCUGAUUAUUGGACAUGCUACCAAGAUCAUUGUAAAAGAUACCUUCUCCAUUACUAGUGAGUUAUACUUGUACAGUUUCAUAAUAAAAUCUGGUUUACCA
Molecule: messenger RNA, 715 nt
Organism: Macrobrachium nipponense
Lineage: Eukaryota; Metazoa; Arthropoda; Malacostraca; Decapoda; Palaemonidae
Product: large ribosomal subunit protein mL64-like
Cellular component (GO): nucleus; mitochondrion
Source: RefSeq, a predicted model, not a curated record